AUGGGUGCCUUGGCCUUUGCUCUGCCGCCACUUCCUCCACCACCAUCUCCACUCAAACGCUCGGCAACAUCAAGCCUUCGCCGCCGCUGUCGUUUCUGUUCAAGACUCUCACGGAGCGAUUCAGUCUCUUCAGCGCCCACCACCUACCGUCCCGCCGUCAUUCUUCCAGGAUUGGGGAAUAAUACGAAUGAUUACGAUAAAUUAGCCUUAAUCUUGAGGGAUUAUGGAGUGCCAUGUGUGGUUGCUAGGGUUUCCAGGAUUGAUUGGUUGAGAAAUGCUGCUGGCUUGCUGGACUCGAAUUAUUGGCGAGGCACUCUCCGGCCUCGACCUGUUCUUGAUUGGUAUCUUGAAAGGGUUGGAGAAGCUGUGAUGGAGGCAAAGGAAUUGGCCCAAGGCUCAACUCUAUCUUUGAUUGGGCACUCAGCAGGAGGAUGGCUGGCCCGCGUCUAUUUGCAAGAAUUUGGCAUAUCCGAUGUUUCCUUGUUACUGACAUUAGGAACUCCUCACAUUGCACCACCUAAAGGCGUAUCAGGAGUCAUAGACCAAACUAGGGGCCUCUUGGAUUUUGUGGAGAAACAUUGUCCUAAAGCCAUCUACACCCGUGACCUCAGAUACGUUUGCAUUGCCGGGAGGUACAUUCAAGGGGCUCGAUUAGUGGGAUCGAACAACAGAAAAAGUUCAUCAACCGUCGUCCAAAUUGAACAACAGGGCAGUGAAAUGGGUACUGUUGAGACAUCCACUCCAGCAUCAGCCACCUUGCGUGCUCGAUUUGUUGGUCAAGGAUACAAACAGGUAUGUGGGCAAGCAGACGUUUGGGGUGAUGGGGUGGUGCCUGAGAUGUCGGCACAUCUUGAAGGUGCAUUGAAUAUGAGUGUGGAUGGAGUGUACCACUCACCCGUGGGUUCAGAUGAUGAGAUGAGACCGUGGUAUGGGUCGCCUGCAAUUGUUGAACAAUGGAUACAUCAUCUCUUCACCUAA
This is a messenger RNA of Striga hermonthica, 978 nucleotides long. The record is from the annotation of a GenBank genome assembly. Lineage: Eukaryota; Viridiplantae; Streptophyta; Magnoliopsida; Lamiales; Orobanchaceae.